Vidua macroura (Pin-tailed whydah) is the source of this 477-nucleotide messenger RNA. It is a transcript of the gene WDR83OS, whose product is annotated as WD repeat domain 83 opposite strand. Gene Ontology annotation, biological process: protein insertion into ER membrane. Gene Ontology annotation, cellular component: endoplasmic reticulum membrane. The record is from RefSeq and is a predicted model, not a curated record. NCBI's taxonomy places the organism in Eukaryota, Metazoa, Chordata, Aves, Passeriformes, Viduidae. Gene Ontology annotation, molecular function: protein folding chaperone.
GGAACCGGGGGCGGAACCGGGGCCGGCACCGGGGGCCGGGCUCCUUCCGGCGGCGGCGGCGGAAGAGGCGGCGGGGCCAUGGCGGACCCGCGGAGACCCGGCAAAGUGGCCAGGUACAAGCCCCCCGCCACCGAGACCAACCCGGCGCUGGAAGAUCCGACCCCGGACUACAUGAACCUGCUGGGGAUGGUGUUCAGCAUGUGCGGCCUCAUGCUCAAGCUCAAGUGGUGCGCCUGGAUCGCCGUGUACUGCUCCUUCAUCAGCUUCGCCAACUCGCGCAGCUCCGAGGACACCAAGCAGAUGAUGAGCAGCUUCAUGCUCUCCAUCUCGGCCGUGGUCAUGUCCUACCUGCAGAACCCCCAGCCCAUGUCCCCCGGCCGUGGUGACGGGGGACUGGGGAGGGGGGGUCUUCGUGGGGGCAAUAAAAAAAUGUGGGGGGGGGGGUCCUGGGCACUGCUGUGGUUCUUUUGUACCUGA